CUUGGUGUCUCUCUUUGACCUCAAUUCUUCUCCAUUCACAUUCAAUUGUCUAUAGAUCAUCAUCCCCAUGGCUUCGUUUCCCCGCAUCAAGGAGGUCCGCACCUUCAUCACUAGCGGAGUGGGCUCCGGAGGUGACUAUCACAAUGUCAAGGGUGGUCACUGGUUAAUUGACAGCGACAUCUCGACUCCCAUGACCAAAUGGGCCGAGUACCGCGGCUCGCGGACAUCCUGGGGUAUCAACGUUCUCGGCUCUUUCUGCGUCGAGCUGGAAGCUACCGAUGGAACGAAGGGCUUCGCUACAGGCUUCGGUGGUCCUCCUGCUUGCUGGUUGGUCCACCAACACUUUGAACGUUUCUUGAUCGGUGCUGACCCUCGGGAUACCAACGACCUCUUCGAGAGGAUGUAUCGAGCCUCGAUGUUCUAUGGCCGUAAAGGCCUUCCAGUGGCCGUCAUUUCCGUGAUCGACCUGGCCCUUUGGGAUCUUGUGGGUAAAAUCCGCAAGGAGCCCGUCUACAAACUCAUUGGCGGCGCCACACGCUCACGCCUACACUUCUACUGCACUGGACCGCAGCCCGCAGCCGCCAAGGCGGCCGGCUUCAUUGGCGCGAAGGUCGCCCUUCCCCACGGCCCCGAUGAGGGCACCGAGGGUCUGCUGAAGAAUGUCGCCUACCUGCGGAAGCAGCGCGACUCGGUCGGGCCCGACUUUCCCCUGCGUGUCGACUGCUACAUGUCUUUAAAUGUUCCCUACACCAUUGAGCUUGUCAAGCGCUGUGAGGCCGAGGGGAUCAACAUUGACUGGUGGGAGGAGUGUCUCACCCCGGAUGACUUCGAUGGCCAUGCUCUCCUGAAGAGGGCCCACCCGACGGUCAAAUUCACCACCGGGGAGCACGAGUACUCCCGCUAUGGAUUCCGCAAGCUUAUCGAGGGUCGUAACCUGGAUAUUGUGCAGCCCGAUGUGAUGUGGGUUGGCGGUCUGACGGAGCUAUUGAAGGUCUCGGCAAUGGCCGCCGCCUACGAUAUCCCAGUCGUCCCCCACGCUUCAGGCCCGUACUCAUACCACUUUGUGGUCUCCCAGCCCAACACACCUUUUCAGGAAUACCUGGCCAACUCUCCUGAUGGCAGUACAGUUGAGCCUGUCUUUGGUAACCUGUUUUUGAACGAGCCGAUUCCCACCCAAGGCUACCUCGAUGUGUCGAUUUUGGACAAGCCUGGAUUUGGCCUGGAGCUGAACCCCGCUGCUCCCCUCAUCUCCGCCUCCACUAUCCUCAACCCGGCUCCCCAGAAGGGUCUACCCGUUCCCGUAGAAGAACAACCCGAGACCAACGGCACCGCAUAGAUACUUUUAUUAGCCUUGCUUCUCAAUGUUCCCACCAUGUAUGACUGAUGUUUCCUUUAUCUGAC
Molecule: messenger RNA, 1401 nt
Organism: Aspergillus saccharolyticus JOP 1030-1
Lineage: Eukaryota; Fungi; Ascomycota; Eurotiomycetes; Eurotiales; Aspergillaceae
Product: L-rhamnonate dehydratase
Exons: 3
Coding region: 68-1336 (422 amino acids)
Biological process (GO): carbohydrate catabolic process
Molecular function (GO): magnesium ion binding; L-rhamnonate dehydratase activity
Source: RefSeq, a predicted model, not a curated record